Ostreococcus tauri is the source of this 1416-nucleotide messenger RNA. RefSeq names its product Cytochrome P450, conserved site. Bases 1 to 1416 code for a protein of 471 amino acids. Lineage: Eukaryota; Viridiplantae; Chlorophyta; Mamiellophyceae; Mamiellales; Bathycoccaceae. The transcript has a single exon. Gene Ontology annotation, molecular function: heme binding; oxidoreductase activity, acting on paired donors, with incorporation or reduction of molecular oxygen; iron ion binding. The record is from RefSeq and is a predicted model, not a curated record.
AUGGGGUUCCCGAGCGGACCCGCGGGGGACCGCGCGCUGGAGUUGGCGUACGACCCGUUGAGAUUUUUGGAGCGCGCGCGAGCGGCGCACGGAGACGCGUGCGGGGUGACGCUCGCGCGGGAGUCCGUGGUCUUGGUGAGCUCGCCGGAUCUCGCGAGAAAGGUGCUGCGGGAUGAGAAUGCGAGUUUUCAAAAGGAUGGCACGGCGUUCUUCCCGGGUUCGUCCUUGGCGGGGAACGGGUUGUUGGUGAGCGACGGCGAGACGUGGGCGCGACAGAGACGGUUGAGUAAUCCGGCGUUUCGUAAGGCGGCGGUGGAAACGUACGCGCGGUGCAUGAUCGACGUUGGGAAUCGCUUGGUGAGUCAAGAGUGGUCGAAAAGAGGGGUGAGGGACGUGUACGCUGACUUUAACGACGCGACGCUGGAGAUUGUUGCCAGGGCGCUCUUCGGAGCGGACGUCGUCGGCGAGCGUGCGAACAGGAUCAACGGCGCCAUCAAGGAUUCGUUUGAAUUUUUCGGCAGACGUGCGGCGACUGGGAUGAUCAUUCCCGAGUGGGCGCCGACGUUUGAUAACUUUCGAUACAACGAGGCGGUGAAACGACUCGAUGAAGAAGUGUACGGGCUCAUUUCCAAGCGACGUCGAGAUAUAGCCGCAGGAGAAGAAAAAGGCGAUUUAGACUUACUCGAUCGUCUCUUACUCGCGACGGACGAAGAAGAGCCGGAAUCAAAGGCGUCGGGGAUGUCAGACAAGGCGCUUCGCGAUGAGCUCAUGACGCUUAUGGUCGCUGGACAAGAAACGAGUGCAAUUUUGCUCUCAUGGGCCUGCGCGCUCAUCUCUGAACAGCCUGAAGCGGGGGAUAAGAUCGCGAACGAAGUGCGGGAGCUACUGCAGUCGAAGCCUCCUGGAUCAAAUCUCGACGCUGGCGAUUAUUCAAAACUGCCUUACACGGAGGCUUGUAUCUUGGAGACGCUGCGUAUUCGUCCUCCGGCGUACAUGGUGGGACGAUGCGCCUCACGGGACGUUGAACUUCGACCUCACGUGUUCAUCACUAAGGGGACCACCGUGCUUGUGGCGCCGUAUCUCAUUCAGAGAGAUCCAAAGUAUUGGAAUGAACCAACAUCGUUCAAACCGGAGCGUUGGCUGGUGCAGAGCCCAUAUUCGGAUGGUACACUCGCGCGCGACGCGCUGAAGAAUCUCGGACCUAACGACGCAUACUUUCCGUUCGGCGGUGGCCCACGAGUGUGCAUUGGCACUGGAUUCGCUAUGAUGGAGAGUGUUUUGUUACUCGCCCUUAUAUGCCAGGCGUGUGAACUUCGACUUCCGCCCAACUCGAGCCCACCAAAACCGAAAGCAUUGAUCACUCUUCGCCCUGACGCAAUCUCUCUGUUGGUCGGUCCUCGACCGCGACGCACUUAG